Molecule: messenger RNA, 1271 nt
Organism: Drosophila mojavensis
Lineage: Eukaryota; Metazoa; Arthropoda; Insecta; Diptera; Drosophilidae
Exons: 4
Coding region: 275-637 (120 amino acids)
Source: RefSeq, a predicted model, not a curated record
UUCACAAUUUCACUUCUUGGCGUUCACAUCGAGUCCAAACAGUCUAACGGAUCCUCUUCAACAAUAUCGCAUUUCAUUUGUGUUUGCAGUACCAUAAAUAAAACAGUUCCGUGAGACGCACACACACAUAUAUAUCCAAAUAUAUAUAUCUAUAUAAAAGUGAAAUCGUAAUCGCGACCCAAGUUUGUCUGAAAUCAAUUUUACCGCCGCUAUUUGCUUAGCCAGCCCAUUAUCCUUGAAUUCUUCCGCCUACAGUAAAGAAACUCUAUCAAAAAUGGUGAAAUUCGGGCAAAUUCUGCUGUGCUACGGCCUGUUGCUGAGCGUGUUCUUUGCCGUGAACGAGGCGCGACCCUCCGCAGCGGAGGCGACUGCUGAAACUGAUGGACUGGACCAGCAGGAUGCUGAGGAUGUGCGUGCUGCCUACGGCGGCUAUGAGAUGCCCGCCCAGGCGAUCUACCCAAACUUGCCCAUGGACCGCCUGCAAAUGCUCUUCGCGCAGUACAGACCCACCUACAGCGCCUAUCUACGCACCCCCUCCUACGGCAACAUGAACGAGCUGUUCCGCAUGCCCGAGAGCAAACGCCAAGUGAGGUACAGGCAGUGCUACUUCAAUCCCAUCUCCUGCUUUAGAAAGUAAAUGCCACCAACUGACGCCGAUGACGAAACAACACUACAAAUUCAAUAGAUAAAUCAAAAGGAGAAGAAGAAGAAGAAGGAGAAGAGGAGGACAAAUAUAAAUACAGCCCAUUGAAAAAUUAACAUUUCAAUCUAUGGAAAGCCCAUUUAGCAUAAUUCCAAUGCCAAUAUUUAGUGCAAUUAACUAAAGUUAAGACUCAACGCUCUAUAAAUGUCUAUUAAACAGUUAAAUAACAAUUUAUAAAUAAUAAACUUUGCACAUAAAUGAAAUUUAUGUUUUCGCACUUGGCUUUCGUUAUUAUUAGAAACUUUUCAAUUAACAAUCUCUAUUAUGCUUGCAUAUGGUGUGGUAAAAUAAUAUUUAAAUAAAUAUGUUUAGCAAAAGUAUUUAAUGCAAUUAUUUGAAUAUCUACAUAUAUGCACUAAUACAUUGAAACGAAAUAAUAUUUCCCAUUGUAAAUUAAACGUUUCAAAACUAUUGUAUAAUACAUAUAUACACAUCAAUAAAUACAUAUAUUUAAAUAUAUAUCUAUUUGAAAUUACACAUGAAUAGAGUCCAGCACCUAUUUAACUAUCUAUGUAAUAUAUGAAAGCUCUGAAUAAAGUACUUAAAAUAUAUAUUUAACAAAAAUGCA